Messenger RNA from Glycine soja, 2326 nucleotides. RefSeq names its product probable 28S rRNA (cytosine(4447)-C(5))-methyltransferase. Gene Ontology annotation, cellular component: nucleolus. The transcript is spliced from 17 exons. NCBI's taxonomy places the organism in Eukaryota, Viridiplantae, Streptophyta, Magnoliopsida, Fabales, Fabaceae. Gene Ontology annotation, molecular function: RNA binding; rRNA (cytosine-C5-)-methyltransferase activity. The record is from RefSeq and is a predicted model, not a curated record. Gene Ontology annotation, biological process: rRNA base methylation; maturation of LSU-rRNA. The coding region runs from base 138 to 1982 and encodes 614 amino acids.
GCAUAAAACGACGUCGCGGCGCUUCUUCCCGGUAAACCCUAAACCCUAGCCGAAUUUUAUUUGUCCUAAAGAAAAGAAUAAAAACACUGCGCGCAAACCACACUCCACCACUUCUUCUUCUUCUUCAGUUUCCUCCAAUGGCUCCCGCAAGGAAGAAACCUUCUAAGCCAAGCAAAUCGCCGAAGAACCCUAGGAAGACCCAUCCCAAGCACGAUUCUACCUCCGAAUCCGAAGAAGACACGCCGCCGCAACUGCAACCGGAGCAACUCGAACUCGGUGACGACAACUCCGAUUCCGCGUCGGAGCUCUCCUCCGAUGGAGACGAUCCGUUAGCCGACGAUUUCCUCCAAGGAACCGAUGACGACGAAGAAAAAGGCUCAGGUUCGGAGUCAGGUUUGGAGUCAGGUUCGGAUUCCGAUUCGGAUGAUGGUGAUAUUGAAAAGAAGUCGAGAGCUAUUGACGAAGAGAAGGCGAAAGAGGAAGAGGACGCGGAUGCCGAAAUGCAGCUCAACAUCAACCAAGAGUCUGAUGAGUUCAGAUUGCCUACCAAAGAGGAGCUUGAUGAGGAGGCUCUCCGCCCACCUGAUCUUUCCAAUCUCCAGAGGAGAACCAAAGAGAUUGUUCGUGUUCUUUCAAAUUUUAAGGCUUUGAGGCAAGACGGGUCAACGAGAAAAGAGUAUGUUGAACAGCUUAAGAAAGAUUUAUGUACCUACUAUGGCUACAAUGAGUUCCUAAUUAGUGCUCUAGUGGAGAUGUUUCCAGUUGUUGAACUUAUGGAACUGAUUGAAGCCUUUGAAAAGCCACGUCCUAUAUGUCUGAGGACUAAUACAUUGAAGACACGCAGACGGGAUUUGGCGGAUGUUUUGAUAAAUAGGGGAGUAAAUUUGGAUCCUCUAAGCAAAUGGUCAAAGGUUGGACUUGUUGUGUAUGAUUCUCAAGUGCCUAUUGGUGCCACUCCUGAGUAUAUGGCUGGUUUCUACAUGCUACAAAGUGCAAGCUCUUUUCUGCCCGUUAUGGCUUUGGCUCCUCAAGAGAAGGAACGAGUUGUUGAUAUGGCAGCUGCACCUGGUGGUAAAACAACUUACAUUGCUGCUCUAAUGAAGAAUACUGGAAUAAUUUUUGCAAAUGAAAUGAAGGUACCACGACUUAAGUCACUGACUGCAAAUUUACAUCGCAUGGGUGUAUCUAACACUGUAGUUUGUAACUAUGAUGGAAAGGAGCUUCCAAAGGUUUUAGGUGUAAAUGCUGUUGAUAGAGUAUUAUUGGAUGCCCCUUGCAGUGGAACUGGGGUUAUUUCCAAAGAUGAGUCUGUUAAAACCUCUAAAAGUCUGGAAGAUAUACAGAAAUGUGCGCAUCUACAGAAGGAGCUCAUUCUUGCAGCAAUUGACAUGGUGGAUGCUAAUUCAAAGUCUGGGGGAUAUGUUGUUUAUUCUACAUGCUCAAUUAUGGUUGCCGAGAAUGAGUCAGUUAUUGACUAUGCACUCAAAAAGCGGGAUGUUAAAUUGGUUCCUUGUGGACUUGAUUUUGGGCGUCCAGGAUUUACAAAGUUUAGGGAACAACGUUUUCACCCUUCUUUAGAAAAGACAAGGCGUUUCUAUCCUCACGUACAGAAUAUGGAUGGUUUUUUUGUUGCAAAGUUGAAAAAAAUGAGCAGCUCAAAGCCUGGUGCAAUAUCAUCAGAAACAGCCGAGAAAGAAGACACUACCUCGUUCGUGGAGGAAAAGGAGAAAUCAAGUGAUGGCAUAAAAGAAAAUGGCAAUGUAUCUUCUGAAUCCGAAAAGGGGAAGAAAAGAAAGUUCCCCUCAAAACCAAGUAACGGUCUAAAAUCAAAUGGCAAAGCAUCUUCAGAAUCUGAACCCAAAAAGAGGAAUAAAAGGCAAUUUCCAUCUAAGGAAGAGAUUUCAAAAGCCAGGGAGGAUAAGAGAAAUGCUUUAAGAGAAAAAAGGAGAAAAGGUGGCAAACAACAGAAGAACAAAAAAUGAUCAAAGCCAGUGGCAAUACAUGAGGCAGUUAUAGCACCGACUCGACUCGAAGAUGGAAGUACUGGGGGUGGUUGCUUGUCAUAGGAGUACACCCCGGAAUCAGUGGCAUGCCCUAAUCUAGGGCACAUUUUUGUUUUGUUUUUAAGGUUAUUAUUUAGCCGAGGUAUAUUUUAUAACUUCCAUCUGCAAUGGUGUAAAUCGGAAAGAAAAAAUAUUUCUUUUUCGUGGCAUCAAUUAUUUGGGGUUUAUUUUCUUAUCAUUAUCUUCAAUCUUCAUGUCUAUUGUCUUGGAUGUUAAUUAUCCUUCUUUCCAUUACACGUGCUUCAAAUAUUGAUGAUUCACCA